AUGUCUGGGCAUCACCAUCAUGACCAUGGUGACGGUGGCCACUGCCAUGCCGAGCACGACCACUCCAACGACAUCACCCCCGCCGUUCAGUCCCUCCUCUACACCCAGAUCGACUUUGAUCAGAUCAACACUCUCAACGAAUCCACUCCAAAGGGCGGAGCUGCCAUCGUGAAGAAAACAUGGGCCGAACGACUCAAUGAUACCCCAGAGCUUGAGAGCGACGCCGAUGAACAGCUGCUCAUGUACAUUCCGUUCACGGGCCAAGUCAAAGUCCAUUCCCUCCUCAUCUACACCGCUCCUACGCCCUGCGCCCCGAAGACUCUGAAGCUAUUCAAGAACCGCGACGACAUCGAUUUCUCCACCGCCUCGGAGCUAUCCCCUUGCCAGACUAUCGAGGUCCCACAACCCGUUCCCGGAGAGGAUGUCUUCGAAUUACCUCUGAACCGCGCGCUGUGGAAUACCACCACCUCGAUUACAAUCUUUGUGGAAGAUAAUUGGAGCGAUGGUGACGAGGAUGUGACUAAGGUCGGGUACAUUGGCUUCAAGGGCCAGUUCAUGGCUCUGAACCGUGAGCCAGUUAAUGUUAUGUACGAGGCUGCUGCCAAUCCCAAUGACCAUGUCGCGAUCCCUGGUGUUAGUGGCGUUGGGGGCCGAGUCAUGCCUGGUCAGUAA
This is a messenger RNA of Penicillium waksmanii, 672 nucleotides long. Its product is annotated as PITH domain-containing protein. Bases 1 to 672 code for a protein of 223 amino acids. The transcript has 3 exons. NCBI's taxonomy places the organism in Eukaryota, Fungi, Ascomycota, Eurotiomycetes, Eurotiales, Aspergillaceae. The record is from RefSeq and is a predicted model, not a curated record. Gene Ontology annotation, cellular component: nucleus.